GAAAAAAUAAAUAAAUAGUAAUAGAUCAUGAUGUAAAUGAAGAGGUGUGAAUAGACGAAUCUCAAUAACAUAAGGGCAAAUGUGCAAUUAGAUCCUAAAACCCUAUUUGCUUAACUGAAACGCAAGUUCAAAAGGCGCCCCCGAACCCGUUAAGCAGGACCAGUUCAAAACCGGUGAGUUGUUCUUCUUCUCCUUCCGACAUAUCAAAGAUCUUUCUACCUUGCUACCUUGCUUUCCUCGGAUCUGAUAAGAGGUAAUUGAAUAAUUGUGAUUGAGGUAUUAAUUGUGAUGGAUGCUGUUGAGAAUUUUUCCUCUUUUUAUGUAUUCCCUUCAGGUGUCAGUAUUAUUUUGUUUUGCAGGUUAUUCUUACACCUGGUUAGAGAUGAAGCUGACCCUCGAAUUUGGGUAAUGAUAUUGACACUCCCUUAAUUUCCUGCAAGUUAUGUUUGUUGUUUUCUUAUUUAAAAUGUUGGGUUUUGUUCUAAUGUUCCAUUGAGCUGAAUAUAUGUGCUCCCGUGUUCUUUAUUUCUUAAUAGUUCUUUUCCAAUUGACACUUACUCGCGAAUGAGUGUUUGAGUUCUUUUGGUGUAGAAUUUUGGGUUAGAUGGUCGAUUGAAGUUUGGAGCAGUCAUAAUGCUUCAAUUUGGCUUGAUUGAUUGAUUGAGCUUCUUUUAGGUUAUUAGUUAGUACCAUGUACCAGUUUCUGGCUACCAUGUAAUUAUUUGUGCACUACGUUCUUUAAUGCGCCAAACACUGAUUUCGGGCUUUAGCCGUUUCCUGAGGUUGGGAGUGUGUCAAGGUUGAUUCAGUGCUCUCUUAUAAUGGUGUACUAAGUCUAAGGCAUUUUCUCUAACCAAGCUUCAGAUGUAUGCACCUCUAUCUCUAUGUGAACAUAUGAUGUUUCACUGCUUUCCGGUUCCGCUUUGCAAGGAAUUUCUAAUCACUGUGCGACGCACCAAAGUAUAGACGAAAGAGAUGACUUCAUUUAGAUUAGUUGGGGUGAUAAGUAUUGUCACUUUGAUAAGGAGCUUCAAAAUGCUUAUGUUUUUUUGUUUAUUUCUCAGAGGUGGGCUGGAACUUCUUUGUGAUUCUGUGAAAAUCCACAAUGUGGAUCUCGAACCAGAAAAUGGAGAGAAGCAAUUAACAAUGAAACACUUGCUCUCUUGGGUGCGCACCAAUUUGAUCAAGGAGAGGCCUGAAAUGUUCAUGAAGGGAGAUUCUGUGAGACCUGGGGUUCUUGUCCUUGUUAAUGAUUGUGAUUGGGAGCUAAGUGGUCAACUGGAUACAACUCUGGAGGAUAAAGAUGUGGUGGUUUUCAUUUCAACUUUGCAUGGUGGAUAGUGAUGCCAUACCGCCAAGCAGGUUGUGUCCUUGUGAUUUGUGAAAGUAAGACUUGGUUGAAAUCACCCUUGCGAGCAGAUAAGCAUAAAGGACGACUAAUUCAAACAGAUUAGUUAGGAGAUCUGAGAUUGUGGUUCAUGAAACCAUGGGGAGCAUGUUAGUAGAGCGGGAACAUCUAAAAGUGUAUUAUAAUACUGCUGUUGCAUGUGUGGAAGCAUUGUGUUAGUGGUUUUCAUUUGUGAACAAUGUGGUUUAUCAACUGCGAGAAGAGAAGAUGAUUAUUAUCAGGCUGCAUGAAUUUUGUUGUUGGACUGCAGAAAUUUCUUUCAUCCGUGAAAGAAAGCAAGCAAAUUUUGAAUCAUGUCCCUCCUCCCAAAAGGUAUAAACAAUUCAUCUAACUCAUAAUGCAGCGGCAAACCACAUUUCCCUUACAUAAGUACCUCCUUAAGAGCAAGAAGCGUCUCCGCCAUCAAUUCUGCUUUGCAGCAGGAAUCUCUUCCUGGUGCUCCUUUUCCUACUCGGAAGAACUUGCGUUCUAAAUCGCUAAGCAACAAUCUGCUGCAGCUCCAAACAUUCCUUACGGGCACACUGGCAAUCAUUUGAGAAAUGAGAAUAAAGGGAAGUGAUGUUGGGACAAAUCUUGAUCCCUGAAUGAUUAAUGGCUACUCUAAGUCCUACUCCUCCGAAAAUAAAAUUGAAAGUCGGAACUUGGAAGUGCCCUUUCAACAGUAGGGAACAAUCACAUUUCACAUAUAGUUUGCUAGCUGACAUGGA
Messenger RNA from Oldenlandia corymbosa var. corymbosa, 2115 nucleotides. Lineage: Eukaryota; Viridiplantae; Streptophyta; Magnoliopsida; Gentianales; Rubiaceae. The record is from the annotation of a GenBank genome assembly.